AUGUCAAACUAUAUCAAUCCUUUCGAAAUUCUUACGCGGUCAAUAUCCAAGCCCCAGUCCAUCGCAUUGGCAGUCGUGUAUGGGGUACUCGGGGUGGCGUUGGUGGCCAGGAGGCUCUUGCGGCUGGCCAAGCACAAGGGCAUGUAUAACCUCUUGAUCCUUUUCUCUGCCAUGUUGGUCGUCUUCUCCGUCAUCGGCGUCAUUGGUGCCGUCCUGCAGAUCGUUGCCAUCAACAAGCUCGACUUUGACCUCUUUGACACUGCGAAGAGCCUUCGAAUCGCGUCCGGUGCGCUUUUCAUCUUCAUCUCGACCUGGGUGAUUGUUGCCCCCAUCGGACUAGUGGUCCUUUACCGAGCCAAGUUAUGUUCCAACGUCCUGCUCGCAACUACCAUUGUCGUCCUGUCCGGUUCUGCCUUGAUGCUCGAGAGUGUUUAUCGAGUGCUGGCCGCCACGAGGAUCGAUGGGUUCAUCCUUGAGACUUAUUCUGUUGGGGUUCUGUUAGUGCUUCCCGAGUUCAUCGUUAUCGUGGCAUUCAUCGUGUUUGACCUUGACAAUCUUAGCCACAUCACUCUUUAUUGGCCCUUUGAGAAGUCGGAGGAGGAUCUAGAAUUGUCAAAGAAAGUAAGCAAGACGUCCAGAGAAGCGAGCGAGGUGUGA
This is a messenger RNA of Trichosporon asahii var. asahii CBS 2479, 657 nucleotides long. RefSeq lists its product as uncharacterized. The coding region runs from base 1 to 657 and encodes 218 amino acids. The record is from RefSeq and is a predicted model, not a curated record. The transcript is spliced from 2 exons. NCBI's taxonomy places the organism in Eukaryota, Fungi, Basidiomycota, Tremellomycetes, Trichosporonales, Trichosporonaceae.